Molecule: messenger RNA, 2155 nt
Organism: Sinocyclocheilus rhinocerous
Lineage: Eukaryota; Metazoa; Chordata; Actinopteri; Cypriniformes; Cyprinidae
Product: phosphorylated CTD-interacting factor 1-like
Exons: 12
Coding region: 233-1867 (544 amino acids)
Cellular component (GO): nucleus
Molecular function (GO): mRNA (2'-O-methyladenosine-N6-)-methyltransferase activity; RNA polymerase II C-terminal domain binding
Source: RefSeq, a predicted model, not a curated record
UUCAUUUCCCAGUAGAGUAGACUGACUGAAUGAACGCCUCUCUACAAAUGGCCGCGCGGCUUUGACGCCUUCCACUGCGGAGCCGCGCAUGCGCAUUAACCGCGUCCGAGUGCCCGAUACAAGAUGGCGGAGUCGGUGGGGAGGGAGAGGCGGAGGCGGGUCCGAACCGGAUAGCGCAAAGCCUAUUGAAGACUCCCACCAAACCUCUCCAAGACAGGACAAAUGAGGAGCUAUGACGAGUGAAAACCACGGAACAGAAAAGGCAGACUCGGCGAUGGUCAUGUCGCCCACCGGGUCCACGUCACAGGCGGCUCCUUUAUCACCCUCAACCAGCAAACCCAUCCAAGAGCUGCCAGAUGAGCUGGUUCAGGCUGGAUGGUCUAAAUGUUGGAGUAAGAGGGAGAAUCGGCCGUACUACUUCAAUCGAUUCACUAAUCAGUCGCUGUGGGAGAUGCCGGUCCUGGGCCAGCAUGAUGUCAUUUCCGAUCCUCUGGGCUUGAACGCGGCUCCAGCCUCUGGCGAGGCAAUGAGUGACACCGGUCUGGGCAACGGUCAGCGUAAAAGACAUCCAUCGGAGGAUGCUCAAGCAGGCCCUAACAGUUUCAAGAGGCCAAAGCGGUUCAGCUCUGUAGACAUGACGUGUCUGAACUGGUCUUUGUGUUUCAGAGUCUACUGGGACCUGGACGUUCAGACCAACGCUGUGAUCCGCGAGCGAGCCCCAGCGAACCACCUGCCUCCACACCCUGAGAUCGAGUUGCAGAGAGCUCAACUCACCACCAAGCUGCGGCAGCACUACCACGAGCUGUGCUCUCAGCGUGAGGAAUAUGUGCGCAGGAUCCGGCAGGCUCACCUCACUCUGCUUAAAGAGUGCAACAUCUCAGUGGACGGCACAGAGCCGACGGAGGUCCAGGCCCGGUUGGUGUAUUGUUAUCCAGUCAGACUGUCCAUCCCGUCUCCUCCUCAGCCGCGUGUUGAGCUGCACUUCGAGAAUGACGUUGCUUGUCUGCGGUAUAAAGGAGAAAUGGUGAAGGUCAACCGCGGUCAUUUCAGCAAACUGGAACUCUUAUAUCGGUACAGCUGUAUUGAUGACCUGAGGUUUGAAAAGUUCCUAUCUCGUGUGUGGUGCCUUAACAAAAGAUACCAGGUGAUGUUUGGGUCCGGAGUGAACGAGGGGUCUGGUCUGCAGGGGGCGCUGCCUGUUCCCGUCUUUGAGGCUCUCAACAAACAGUUUGGAGUGACAUUCGAGUGCUUCGCUUCUCCUCUUAACUGCUAUUUCAAGCAGUUCUGCUCCGCGUUUCCAGACAUUGAUGGCUUCUUUGGAUCUCGAGGGCCAUUUCUCAGCUUCUCUCCAGCCAGCGGCUCAUUUGAGGCCAACCCUCCGUUCUGUGAGGAACUCAUGGAUGCCAUGGUGAAACACUUUGAGGAUCUUCUGGAACACUCCAGCGAGCCGCUGUCCUUCAUCAUCUUUGUGCCAGAGUGGCGUGACCCACCGACCCCUGCCCUGACACGGAUGGAGGUCAGUCGCUUCCGCAGGCACCAGAUGAUUGUGCCUGCUUUCGAGCACGAGUACCGCAGCGGCUUGCAGCACAUCUGCAAAAGAGAAGAGAUGUACUACAAGUCUGUCCAUGGAACAGCAGUCAUUUUCCUCCAAAACAACGCUGGCUUUAGCAAAUGGGAGCCCACCACGGAGAGAAUCCAGGAGUUCCUGGCGGCGUAUAAGGUCUCCGGCCGUUCAUUGCCCUCACCUGGUCCUUCUUCCACCAGUACAGGAGACAAAGACUCCAAACCGGUCCAGGAGCGCUUGGCUAAGACUCAAGACGACAGCAGUCCUGUUGACAAGACUGCUCCGGACACAACAAACAUUUAGACCGCGGCGCUGGCGUGUGGCCACGUGUAUGUAUGUAUGUAUGUUUAUGGGAAAGAGUCUAUGGUUGUAUGAGAGGUUUAAUAUUACGCUGUUGGGUUUAGAUGGGCACUGGGCAUGUAAAUGUUCACUCGAGAAGAAGAAAGACCCAUAUUUGUUUACUUCCACCUCUAUUAUUUAAUAUUAUUUGUUUUAGGUUUUUUGAGUUAUGUUAUCAUAAUUGUUGAGUUUUAUAUCAGUGUAUUGAUAAGUUUGGUCACAUUUUUUUUUUUUUUUAAGAGAUGAUAAAUG